AUGUUUCGUCAAAUCGCAAUUCAUCCGGACGACUGGGAUUUACAGAGAAUACUGUGGCAAGAACGACACAGCCAACCUAUUGCCUACCAACUUACUACAGUGACAUAUGGGCUUAACUGCGCUCCCUUUUUAGCGCUACGAACAAUCCAGCAAUUGGUGAGUGAUAAAGGUUAUCGUUUUCCAUUGACAAUUGUUCCCAUGUCAAAAGGUAGAUAUGUCGACGAUAUCUUUGGAGGAGCGGACACUAUUUCAGAGGCGAAGGACAUUGUCCGAGAUGUAAUACAGCUCUGCGAAGCAGGCGGAUUCCCCUUACAAAAAUGGAACAGUAACUGUUUAGAACUUCUGCCUAAAUCUAAUAAUGGAUCCUCUUCUACAGUCGAAAUUGAGCCCACACACUUCAAGAUCUUGGGCCUUAUCUGGAAACCGAACACAGACACCUUUCACUUUACAGCUGCGACAUCACCCAUCACCGUUUUCACCAAGAGGACAAUAGCUUCGGACAUUGCAAAAUUAUACGAUCCGUUAGGACUGAUUGCUCCAAUCCUGAUAAGAGCAAAGAUUCUUUUACAGGAACUCUGGCUAUUAAAAGUUGAGUGGGAUGAACCUCUUUCCCCAGAACUCGAGCAACGAUGGACGACUUUUCGAAAACAAUUACAUCAGCUCGAUCAACUCUCUAUACCAAGAUGGCUCGGUAUCGUUCGCUCAAAUACUUCUGUUGAACUUCAUGGCUUUUCCGAUGCAUCACAACUUGCUAUGGCUGCCGUAAUUUACGCUAAAGUUUCUGGUAACGAUGGGAAAGUCUCCGUCCAACUAAUAUGUUCCAAGACAAAGGUCGCACCGAUUAAGAAACUUACAAUCCCUCGACUCGAACUCACCGCCGCUCUUCUCUUGGCACGCCUGAUGGUGCAUACUGUAAAUGCCCUUGAUCUCCCUAACGUAACGACAUUUUGUUGGUCUGAUUCUUCAGUCGCAUUAACUUGGAUUACCACUCAGCCAUCUCGCUGGAAGGACUUUGUUCGCAAUCGCGUAUCUUCUAUACAAGAGCUCCAGUCAAACACAUCAUGGCGUUUUGUACCAGGCAAAGAAAAUCCAGCUGACUGUGCUUCGCGAGGUCUGAGGUCAGAUCAAUUAUUUCAACAUGAUCUAUGGUGGAAAGGUCCUGGCUGGCUAUCCAAGUCGCAAACAUCCUGGCCUUCAAUAGUACACAAAUCACCGCCAGACGUUGAUUUAGAGGAACGACCUGGACAUGUCUUGGUUGCUGUCGCACGACAACCUUCCUACUGGGAUCUCUUGGAUAAGUACUCUUCUUUUAUUAAGUUAUCACGAAUUACCGCAACCUGCCGCAGAGUUGUAUCAUGUUUACGACAGGUUCCUCAUUCAUCACCAUUAAAUUAUCCUUUAACACCAGUUGAGAUCGAUCAGAGUUGUCUUUUUUGGAUAAGGAUUGUGCAACAGACGUGGUUCUCUACCGAGAUCGAUCUAAUAUCCAGAGGAAAACAACUCCCUAAAUCUAAUCCUUUAAUACGUCUAAUUCCAUUCUUAGAUAAACAUAAUUUGCUUCGAGUUGGAGGACGUUUGCAUAAUGCACAGAUCGAUUCAAAAUCCAAACAUCCGCUUAUUUUACCUCGUAGGUCUCCUCUCAGUGUACUUAUAAUCGAUGAUGCUCACAAAAGAAUGCUACACGGAGCCGUUCACAUAGAAGUCACAGACUACACGACUGAAGCAUUCAUUGCUGCCUACAAACGAUUUACUGGCAGGAGAGGUGUAUGUGCUACGCUUCAAAGUGAUUGCGGAACGAAUUUCGUAGGAGCCGAUGCCGUAUUAAAACGACAAUUUGAGUUAUCUUCCAAGAAAGCAGGUCACCUUGCUUCACUUCUUGCUAAUGAUGGCACCGAAUGGAGAUUUAAUCCUCCAUCAGCCCCCCACUUCGGAGGAAAAUGGGAGGCAGCUGUGAAAUCGACAAAAUUUCAUUUACAACGAGUAUUAGGAGAUACCUCAUUAACAUAUGAAGAGAUGACAACUAUUACUGUACAAAUAGAAGCAGUAUUAAAUUCGGGGCCUCUAUGUCCACUGCUCACUCGAUGGCAGUUGCUUAGACAGAAGGUGGACCAUUUUUGGUCAAGAUGGUCAUCCGAAUUUCUACAACGUCAUCUAGCGAUUUCAAAGUGGCAUCAUCCCUCAACCGAAAUAAAAGUAGGAUCCCUGGUCUUAAUUACUGAUGAACGCUACCCGCCAGGAAAAUGGCCUCUUGCCAGAGUCAUGCAACUACACCCAGGACCCGACGGUCUUACAAGAGUCGUUACCUUAAAAACAACUGCCACAACUUACAAACGUCCCAUUAACAAAUUAUGUAUUCUACCAACGGAUCCUGAUGCUCUGUCUUCAACGGAUCUUCCGUCGAAGGCGGGCGGAAAUGUUAAGGAAGCGAGUGACUUUUCCAACGCAACGAUCUAA
Messenger RNA from Vollenhovia emeryi, 2454 nucleotides. RefSeq lists its product as uncharacterized. NCBI's taxonomy places the organism in Eukaryota, Metazoa, Arthropoda, Insecta, Hymenoptera, Formicidae. The record is from RefSeq and is a predicted model, not a curated record. The transcript is spliced from 3 exons. Bases 1 to 2454 code for a protein of 817 amino acids. Gene Ontology annotation, molecular function: nucleic acid binding.